GGUCAAUUAAACAAAAUUUCAACUUUUUCUAUUGACAAAAUUGGAGACUUGUAGCCCAAAUAUUUUCAAGAAAAAAAUUGUUCCUCUUUACUCCCAAGAAUCUUUUCUUUAUCCCCUCCUCUUUGGUCUACUCUUUGCAUUUCUGCUACUGUUCUGGUGCGAUUCAUUUGUUCAUCAUUUGUUGCAUUUCCGGUCCUUCUGCCUCUUCUUUCAACUGGUCUGAAUCUUGAUAGAGGCAAUGUCGCAAGGCUACGCUAUUGAGCUCUACUUUGAUCCUGCACUGGAAAACCAGGUGCUGAAAGCCUGGAAUGUAUUGGCUCGACGCCAGAUUAGCACUCAGCUUAUUGAGAUUGAAUCUAGACCUCACAUUACCCUCUUCUCGAGUCCCUUUUUUGAUCCAUCAAAGCUUGAGAACAUUGUAAAGAAUUUUUCAUCCAAGCAAGAAUCGUUGCCUCUGUCCUUUGGUUCAAUUGGAAGCCUCCCAAGUGACGACAAUGUUCUAUUUCUUGCCCCAACUCCAACUUUGUCUCUCCUUCAGUUCCACUCACAACUGUUUGAUGCUAUGAAAAAGGAGGGAAUUGAGAUUGCAGAGGAGCAUCGUCCUGAUACAUGGAUUCCUUAUUGCCCAGUAGCUGAUGAAGUGCCUAAAACUCGUAUGGGCGAGGCAUUCUCUGUUUUGAGGGAUCUGAAAUUACCUGUUGCUGGAUAUGCUAUGGAAAUUGCACUUGUCGAGUAUCCACCAGUUCGUGAAGCAUUUUCUUUUGUGCUUGCCUAUGGUGCUGGUUUUCUCUGGUGCUGAUCUGGUCUGCUUCGGCUGGUUUUCCGGGGUUCUUUAUAAGGUUGCGCUAUUCUUGUGUUUGCAGCAUGACUUGCAUCAAAGUUUUUAUGGAUUGUAGUCUAACACAGACAUGCAAAUUGACUGAUUGCUGGAUGUUUUGCUGGGACAACCUAAGUAAUGCCUGCCUCUACUUAUUCUAGUUUCCUUCUUGGAUGUUUAGUAGCAUGUCUCACAUGCUUGAAAAGCCUGUGAAUCAAAGUGUAUUUGGUAGACUUAUUUUCAAGGUUUUAGCAGGUUUCAGUGAAUGACUAGUGCGGAUCAAUCAAUUCAGUGUUUUUCCCCAUCAUGAUUCCUCCAUUCCACAACUAUGUAUCAAGGUUUCCAUUACACCAAAAAGUGACCAUCAAAAGAUCACAAAAAUACAUACAUGAAGAAGCUUUCUCUCUGAUGGUGAUCCAUAAGUCUUCCGAAUAUUAAGAAGGCUUCCCAUCUAGUGGAGAUUAAGAAGU
Molecule: messenger RNA, 1287 nt
Organism: Solanum dulcamara
Lineage: Eukaryota; Viridiplantae; Streptophyta; Magnoliopsida; Solanales; Solanaceae
Exons: 4
Coding region: 239-799 (186 amino acids)
Source: RefSeq, a predicted model, not a curated record